Molecule: messenger RNA, 2197 nt
Organism: Xiphias gladius (swordfish)
Lineage: Eukaryota; Metazoa; Chordata; Actinopteri; Istiophoriformes; Xiphiidae
Product: metalloproteinase inhibitor 3-like
Exons: 5
Coding region: 305-949 (214 amino acids)
Biological process (GO): negative regulation of endopeptidase activity; negative regulation of membrane protein ectodomain proteolysis
Cellular component (GO): extracellular matrix
Molecular function (GO): protease binding; metalloendopeptidase inhibitor activity
Source: RefSeq, a predicted model, not a curated record
GGCGCGCUAUAUGUACCGCUGUACUUCUGUACAGGAUCAGGGAAACGCUCAAGCGAGGAGAGAAGCAACAACGGCAACAAGCAGAGGAGAGAAGCAACAACGACAACAAGUAGAGGAGAGAAGCAACAACGACAACAAGCAGAGGAGAGAAGCAAAAACUACAACAAGCAGAGGAGAGAUUGGACAUUAUUCACAGAGCCUACUACAACUACAGUAGCCGGUGUGCGGAGAACUCAGCGGAUCCAGUAGGACUCCAUUGAGUUUAUUCCAGCAAAAGCGGAGAGGAGUGGGAAAGUUUGGAGAAAUGAAGCCCGUGUACCAAAACCUCAUCAGCCUGCUGUUUGUCUUCAGCAGCCUGCAUGUAAACCAACUCACGGAGGGUUGCUCGUGUGCCCUGUCUCACCCGCAAGACGCAUACUGUAACUCCGAGAUAGUGAUUCGUGCUAAAGUGGUGGGUAAGAAGCUCCUGAGAGAUGGACCUUUUGGAACGAUGUGCUACACAGUCAAGCAAAUGAAGAUGUACAAAGGGUUUGACAAAGUCCAGCACGUGCAGCACAUUUACACAAGCGCCUCUGAGAGUUCUUGCGGCGUCAAGUUUGACAUCAACAAGUACCAAUACCUGAUCACAGGUCGAGUGUACAAUGGAAAGAUCUACACUGGGCUGUGCAACUUCAAUGAGCAGUGGGACCGCCUCUCAUUGGCCCAGAAGAAAGGCAUCAACAAUCGCUACCAGCUGGGCUGCAACUGCAGGAUUAAGCCCUGCCGCUACCUGCCUUGCUUUGUGACCUCAAAGAAUGAGUGCCUAUGGACGGACAUGCUGUCCCACUUUGGCAAUUCCGGCUACCAGUCCCGACACUACGCCUGCAUCCAGCAGAAGGAAGGCUACUGCAGCUGGUACCGGGGCAUGAGCACCCGUGACAAAACCACCAUCAAUGCCACCGACCCCUGAACCUGAGUGCAUCUUGCCUGAAACCCGCUGCCGCCUCCCUGACUCUGUCCCUUCCCUGAUCAUCUCUUGAGUAUUUCAGAACUCUUAAAGCUCACUGGCCUGGGUGACUGCCCCCUUAAAGGGGCAACAAAGAGAAAAGAACAAGUCCAUUAUAGUGCCUGUUUCGUAGCACUUCAGAUAGAAAACAAUACAGUUUUUGGUUGUACAGAUCGCCCACUUGAACUCUCUAAUGUUUUUCCCACAUUACAGUCACAGUCCUCACAGCGCACUGUGCCUUUAGCAUUCCAUGGUGUUAAAAAGGAGACAGUUAAAAGGCCAAUAAAAAGUGUAAGUCUUUGAUCAACCUCCAGUGGGAUAUACAGAAUUGAAAAGCUAAUCUCCAAGACACUGUAACUGACAAAUGUAUCACUAUUAUUGUCAUUUUGUGCAUUGAGGCAGUAUAUCUUUUCCCUAUUGUUCCUAUUAGAAAGCAAGGACACUCAAAACUAAAGGUAAUUAAGUAUCAAAUAAAUUUCAAUCAAUGAAAAAAAGUACAACUAGCAAUGAUCACUGCAUAAAUUUGAGAUGUAAGGCUGUUACAUUGUUGCUACUAAACUGCAACAGUGAUGCAGCAUAAGAUCCUUGCAAUUCUGGACAUCUGCAAUAGAGAACAUGGCCAAGAAUCUUACUGAGAAUACAAAUUUAGGAAAAAUGUGCAAGGUAUGAUCCCUGAAAAUUAUACUUCUUAUUCUGGCUUCAAAACAAUUUUUGAAAAUGGUAUUGUUUCACAGUGAAGUAUAUGGAUUUAUAUGGAAGUUUUUUACUGUAACAUGUCUUUACUGAGGGUAGUGUCUGCUUCACUGAGUGUUUGUGGUGUAACUUAUUAUCCAGUUAAAUCACAAACAGCACUCUUUCUGUUGAACACUGAUGAAUAUCAGUGAAAUGCUAAAAAUGUCUGUCAUUUCUUGCAGAGAUGGUGAUAUUUUAUUUUCUGCUGUAUAUAACAUAAGCUACAGAAAUGAACUAUCAACUCAGCUGACACCUCUGUAAUAAAUGUUUGUAUAUGUUUAAUGGAUUACACAUUAACCAUGUGGUAUAUCUGCAAAAAUAUAUACAAUGAUAGGCCAAAAGUAAAUUGUGACAACCAUUGCGGCCUAUGCAAUCGAUUGUCCAGAAUGAAGGACCAGCAUCUGAAAAUUAUAUACUAUGGUACUUUUUUUUUUUUUUUUUUUACUGGCUUAUACUUCCCCCAAUAGGUACUCUUUGUGA